Plasmodium inui San Antonio 1 is the source of this 8109-nucleotide messenger RNA. RefSeq lists its product as hypothetical. NCBI's taxonomy places the organism in Eukaryota, Apicomplexa, Aconoidasida, Haemosporida, Plasmodiidae. The coding region runs from base 1 to 8109 and encodes 2702 amino acids. The record is from RefSeq and is a predicted model, not a curated record. The transcript is spliced from 4 exons.
AUGAGAAUGGUGACAUCCGUGAGAGAGGGGGUCAUGUCUGCCUACGUGCACACAAACGAGACAAGUGGUCACAUGAAUGAACUGCUCAUCAGGAAUGGAACGUCCAACGAAGGCAGCUACGGAAGGGGAGAAGGGGCAGAAGUGGAAGAAGUAGGCGAAGCGAAAGAAAGAACAGGUGCACACAGCGGUGUGGUGACGAGCAAUCAAAUGGCGCAAAGGAAGACUCUCCAAAGGGGGAGUCUCCAAAGUGGAGUGCAACCCAACGGUUACAUUCUCCAUGUGAAGGGAGACAAUCAUUCGCUUGCAAACGCGAGUGACACAGUGCCGAAUAAUAUCAUGCACAUCUAUCUAAAUGGGAAGAAGAACACACCAGAUUGUCAUCCGAAGCAGUUCAUCUCUACCCAGUAUGCAAACACGAGCCGUUUUUUCGAUGAGAAACACUGCUACGUGCCGACAAACCACUUUGAUUACGUGAAUGACGCGGACAACAAUUUGGGUCCCUUUUGUGAAGAAACUACCAUGGACGAUACAGACAACGAUCGAAGUGCGAUGAAUCUGGGGACAGAACAGACCUCCUCGGAAGGACUAUACAUGCAUAUGCUCCGGAGUAGUCAAAGGGAUCAACCCUUUAUUGGAGAUCACCAUCAGGGGGAUUUCCUCCAAAAGAAUGAGAUACUCAGAUAUAAUGAUGUGAAUGGAGGAAUGUUGCCAUCCGUUUUGGAAUGCGGAGGUAGGGACCACUCAAAUGGGGACAAGCCAGACAACCUCAUGAUUGAUCACAUUUUGAAACGGGCACUCCUGAGCAGCGACAUUUUGCAGAACGAAGUUUUAAGCAGCGACAUUUUGCAAGACGAGGUUUUAACUGGCGACAUUUUGCAAGAGGAGGUUUUAAGCGGAGCCCUUUUAGGCAACGUCAUCUCGGAGGUGAAGAUUCCGGGGGGGAGCAUCGUCGGCAACGGGAGUCUGCGGAGUGGAGUUUCUCCAAAUGGGGUCUUUCUAAAUGGGUUUUUCCUAAACGGGUGUGCUGCGAACGAGUGUGCUGCCAACGGGUCCUCCCCAUCUCAGCAGGCAGGCAUUGACCACGACGGAUACCCCCACGAGGGAGAGUUCACCCGCGGAGACUUCCCCCGCGGGAACGAAGACUCCAGAAGGGAAUUUCAUCUGAACAGUCAGGCGAUUCUAGGAACGGAUCCUUUGGCCAGGGAAAGUAGCCAAAUAAGUUACAGUGCAGUGAAUGGAGGUGCCUUCCACGAGAGUUUUUCAGACACUUAUGGACCUCCCAUAGAAGGGAGCCUCUUCUACAAUGCAGAGUUGCAUGGAGAGGGAAUACAAAAUGAUGAGGAAAAUGAAAAUCGAAGUGACAGUCAAAAUGGCAGCGAAAAUGAAGAUAACCGUGACGAUUACAAUGAGGAAGUGAAUCGAAGCUGCACAGAUGGACUGCAUCUCCACUACGGUCAAAACAGCAGGGGGGAUGGCGGCACGGGGGGAAAAAGCCUGUAUGUGUCAUCAAGCCGAGUGAGCGAUGCCAGUGUGGGCAGCGUUGCCGCUGGGAGGAACAUACAGACGACAGACUGGAAUGAUGAACGAAUGGACUAUUUCGCAUCGUGCAGGUUGAGAGAACUCAGAAGAGAAGACAAUUCAAGUGCUGCUCAUAGUGAGGGAGUAGCAGUGAUAGGAGAGGGGCCCCCCUGUACAGGAACAGGUCAGCGGAUCUUUUCCAUUCGUAAGAAGACAGAUCUAGUCAGCAGAUGGAAUGAUCCCUCUUUUAAUAAUAUGGCUUGCCCUAAUGGUGAGGAAGAAGCCCCUCUCGAUCUGCCCCUUCACGUGACACCACUCUAUACAGAGUCAAAUCAGGAAGGGGGUCCUCCCGAAGAUGCAGACGCGAAACCUUAUGGAGACUAUUCCACAGUGAAGUAUGAAGGGAUCCAUCCCAUUGCUAACAGAGACACGUUCCCUAGUUACAUCUGUGAGCGUCCCAUGGGGCUUACCCAUUUCUGCGAAACAUACUCGGGGGGUCACUCCUCCUCGUUGUCGAAUCAGAUGGAUGUCUUACAUGUGGAGGUAUACAAUAAUGGCUCUUCCCACUUGGGGUUAGAAGGCUCCUUUGCAAACAAUAUACAGUGUAUUAAUGCCCGUGUAAAAACAGAACCCAUGGCAGAGGAAGACAGUCAGGUGAUCCGAGACGCAGAUGUGAACGCGGCACACUUCGAUGAGUUGAAGUUUGAAGAGAGAGCACAUAGUUGGAGUCUUCCACGUGGAGUGAUCAAAGGGGAGUCAUCCACUGGAGAAAUAUAUUUUAACAGGACUAUCCCUGCGAGCGUCGCGAAGGGGAAGGCACCAAUGCGGGACUCACCCAUGGGGAGAGCACCAUUUAAUGGCGGUGAUCUUUAUCCGAGACUGUACACACAGGGUAGCAUGCACAGUAGUGCGAUUCUGAACCCAAACAGUAAUGCGCCCUUCACUCCGAACAGUAAUGUGCACUUCAAUCGGAACAGUCCAAUGAUCCUCCCCCGGGGGCCAGCGACCCACUCGCGACAAUGCACCCGUGUCAGCGACGGAGAGACGCACAACGUGAAUAGUGAUUACCCCUUUAAGGACGUCACAGUAGAGGAGGCACCACUCGGUGCAGACAACGUAUACCCCUAUAGUUACCAAAGGGAUGUCAUACCCCCUGCUGGAGACAACCGAAUGGGGAAACAGCAGAAUCAGCAGAACGAGGAGAACAAGCAGAAGGAGGAGAUCCAUUUGCUACAUCAGGAGGAUCUAUUUAAUAAGGGCAACGUCUCUUAUUUCAGCCUCCACAGUGUAACUAUGGAUCCUUUCGAAGAUGCGUACAAUGCAGGGAAUCGCGUCUUGUCGGCCUGCUCCGACAGCUGUGAGGCAUCCGUAGGGAGAAGCCCAUCCAUGGGGGGGAGCCUCCACGAUGUUAGUCCUGUUGGCAGUCCCAUAGCAGCAGGUUCUACUACCGAUUUGCAAAAUCAGGACCCAUUUUCACGAAACAACACAUGUAGUAGUCCGUAUGGAAGGGACCUAAUGGUGGAAAGAAUGCACAGCAAUCACUGCUCAGUGGUAUAUCCCCGAUUUAUCCAGAACGACAUGUCUGGAGAUGCAAAUCAUCCUUUGGGUGGUCCUCCACUGAUGAUGAUGAAAGGAAAGAACCCCAUCAAUCGCUCUCAUGAGUUCGUUGAAGCGUCCAACAAGUGCGUUAGUUUGCCGAGGUCUGUCGGUAUGAGAGUCAUAUCACCUGAGAACAGCGGCUCAGGAAAUGGUGGGACUUUCCUCAGAAACGAACCUAUAUUCGUGGGUUCUAACUCGUGUAGGACAAUCAAUGGGAUCAACGAUUCGUGUUCCAUGCAGGUAGAUGUAGAUGCGUCAAAUGGAUUGUGCCCCCAAAAUGGAGGCAUGAACCAGAUCGGAAGCUACAAUUACGACUUGCUAACGUUAAAGCAGCGAAGCAGUCAUCACUAUGAUGGUGUCACCGAUGCGAUGGUGAAAGGAAGACAUGAUGAUGCGUCAUAUAGCUAUGCCAAUGAAUCUGUUGGAGCAGAAAAUAAUUAUGUGCAUCUAAGGGGGGGAUACUUAAACGGUGAUCAAGAGUUUGGCAGUGGGAAUUACUCCACAAAUCUUAGCGUGGUGAGGACGAAGGGAUUUUCCCAUGUCGCCAGAGGGGACUAUGGAAAGGACACUAGGAGCAGCACUACGACCAGUGUCCUAAAUGAGGAGAUGCUACCAGGGAGUGCCUUCUCCAGGGGGAAUAUCAACCUACAAGAUGAUUCCUGCGUCGACACGAUACGUGAGAGGGUGAUGAAGCUGAUGGCCAUGAAGCUGCAGAGCAACAACGGGGCGAGCUGCACCAACGGUGUGAGAAGCAUAGGAUGUACAGGUGACAUGGCGUGCAACACGGGAUGCACAAGCGUCAUCCCUAUUGGCGGCAAUUACGACGGCUUCCCCCGCACUAAUUGCAGCUCAACGAAAGUUUCCAUCGAGAAGUGCAACUCCACGACCUUACCACAGGUGAAGUCUGUCCAGACGUGGGAUCCCCAUCGGAGUGUCUACCCCGGCGGCGGUGCCCCAUCGCAGAAGCCAUCUCUACAGAGCAGCGGCGAGGUCAACACUGGCAUCACCAAUCGACGUAGCCGUUCCAAGCCGCUUAACACUGCUUUUGGGAAGCUGCACCCUGCCAUCGAAGAUCGCCCUCGCCGAGACGAACAAAUGGUACUGAUGAAGGGUGUGUGUGGAGAAAAUGCAGAAGAAGCCAACGUCACGAAUGGUGACAUCCCCCACAGUGGGAACCUAAACUAUGAGGAAAAUCGAACGUGCGAAAGUAGCAAUUACUACCAACCUGUGAUGGAGAAAAAAGGAACAAAAAAGCGAUCCAGAAAAUCGAGGGUAAAAAGGAAAAAUAAGAUUUUCGGAGGUAUUGUAAAAAAAGGAGGCAUUUGUUUUGACCUGGAGAUAGAAUCACGUCGGAUUAAGGAGACCCCCUUCUGUGCUUACUCCUUGACUGACCUACUUAACAGCCAGAACGGUGCUAGGAGGGAGGGGGUAGGGACAACUGGGGACGAAGGCAGAGACAUGUUGUGGUGUUCCUGCGACAUUCAUCAUAACGUUAAUUGCUUCAUCGAUUAUGUCGAGUUUUUAAGGGGGAAGACGAUGGAGGAAGGGGAGGAAGAGGAGGAGGAGCAGCAGGGGCAGGAGCAGCAGGGGCAGGAGCAGCAGGGGCAGAAGCAGCAGGAGCAGAAGCAGCAGGGGCAGAAGCAGCAGGGGCAGAAGCAGCAGGAGGACCGGACGCAGCAGGAGCAGACGCAUGGCGAACAAAAUGACGAGACGAGUGACAGUCGACGGGAUGACCACAUAGACGGGAACGACGCGAGAGACGAAUGUCAGAGAGAGUCUUUUAACAAAAAAACGGACCGAAGCAGGGAGGAAGACACACAACGGAUGGGAAAGGAAUCAAAAGAUGGCCCCCAAAACAGAAACCUCCUCCGAAAAUGCGACAACGUAUACUACAAUGUUAAUAAAAUCUGGUCUUCUAAUUUCAACAGACCUCUGGGAGACAUCGGUAGAAAGCUCAUAUUAAAAGAAAUCCGCGAACUGCAUUAUAAGGAUGCAUCCAAGACGACAUCACUUCUGAUGAGAGAAGGUCUUGAUUAUGGCAAAGUCCGAUUUAUGAAGGUAAGUGAGCUGUACCAUUAUAUGUACGCACUAGGUGUCUUUGAAUACGCUGUCAAAAUCUCUCUUGAAUUUGGAUCAAACAUUCGAAUGAGCACUGUAGUGACUCAAGGAAACUAUCGAGACACGUGUAAUAAUCUGAGUAACGGAUAUGAUUUCUGUUUCAUUUGUUGUUCACACAAGAAUCACUCUCUGAGUUACAUGCCUGUGGGGGUGAACUUGACUGAACAUCGGAUAUACGUAAAAGGCUACUGCACUUUUAUGGAAGAAUUUGCUUCCCGCUAUGCGGUGAAGAGGGCGGAGAGACCUGCCACACGGAGGACUCCUAUCCGUAAGUUUCUUCCCCCGGAUGGUUCUUCCGCGGGGGGGGAGGCUAGCAGUGGCGUUAGCGGUGUUAGCGCUGUUAGCGGUGUUAGCGCUGUUAGCGGUGUUAGCGGCGGCAUCGCACAUAGCAGCACCGUUAGCAGCGGCGUCGGCAUCGAACAUAACACCACCGUCAGCAGUUGCCCCGGUAUCAACCCGAGUAGCAGUCCCAGUAGUGCAGUCAGUUGGGGACCCAGCAACGCAUUCGCCGGUAACACAUUCGGCAGUAACACAUUCACCGGCAAUGCAUCCACCGGCAACCCAUUUAGCUUCCGUGCCAGUGGCGCCUUCAGUUGUGGUCCCAGCACCCGCUUCACCUGCGAAGCGGACGCCUCACCUGCCGAUCAUAUCUCGGAGAGGGAGCAACUUCCCACACAGGCAGAGACCCACAGCAGCAUCCACGUAGGCAUGGCUAAUCCGAAUUACGCAACCACAUGCACCGCCGAUCGAAGCGGGUAUGGGGGUGCGUCAGGCUGUUCGCCUGAUGGGCGGGAGCUCCUGAAGGGCUACCUCGAUGGGGAAGCCAAUGAGGCGAAAGAAGUGGGAGAAGCGAAAGACGUGGAACAAGCGAACGAAGCGAAUGAAGCGAUGGAAUCGAUUGAAUCGAUUGAAUCGAUUGAAUCGAUUGAAUCCGCUCCGUUUCCACGCUCCGAUCAAGGAGCUAUACAUCACCCACUUGUCCCCCCCGUGGAGAACCUAAUGAACAACCGAAUGGUGCCUUUAACGGGUGACCUGGUUUCGGAGGGCCGCCAUCCUAAGGGAGAAGGUGAAUGUCAGGACGACGCACACACCAAAAGCAACGCGAGUGACGCAGAGGAGGAAGAGGAAGCACAGGAAAAGUAUUGCAAUGUGAAGGACAUGAAGAAGGGUGAUGAAGACGACAAGGGGAGUGGAAGCAAUGGCAUUUCCAGAGGUACCGCCACUGGCGGUGUUAAUAGAAUUGCCUGCUGCAACGUCAGUAGUUAUUCCUAUGGCUGCACCUCUGGUUACGCCUCGGGCAGUGGCUCCACCUGCUACGCGUACACGGGUCGAGGGAUGACUAGCGUCGGUAGCUACCAGCCGUACUACCAGAAGAACUGUGAGUACCUCCACAAACUGUUAAGCCACCCUCGAAGGGAGAAAGUAAUCCCGUGUUGUUACACCAGAGGAAGAUGCGACCCUACCGGCGAGGUGCCUCUCCCGUCAACAUUGAAAGGGAAGGCAUGUCCAAAUUGGAAGGAGCUCAUAUGGAUCCUAAUUAAGAAAGAGGCGCGUAAUUGUCGUCAGCGUGGCGAAGAGAAGGAAGGGAAGUUAGUAAAAGGGAUAAACAACCCGUACGAGGAGAAUGAGGCCAAGGAGUCAUGUCCAUAUAUUCAUUCUGAGAUUGAUUCUAACGGUGGACGCCACUUCUACAUAGGGCAGGAAAAAAUCUCGAACCCCCAAAGAGCUGCCAGAGGGGGUCACCAUGACAGCGUGAAGGGAGAUGAGGAGAAACAUUCGCACCGUGAAAAAUUGAAAGAAGUCGAAAGGGAAGUUGUGAAGGGGGAAGUGGAAGCAGGAGAAAGUGUUCUCUUAGAAGGAGUACCCCCAAAAUGCGACCACUUCGUAGAAGGAGUCCCCGAACAAUCCGAGCUGCACACCGAAAGAGAAGAAGCCAAGCAGUCAAAAAGAAAAGAUAAAAUUCCAUAUCGUCGCGCGGGGGAGGAUUUCGCGCAAAUGGAAUGCAUGCACACAUAUGGAUUCCCAGGCACAGGUGAGAGCGGACGGGGAAGGAGGACCAAAGGCAGGAGCAAACCGUGGAGCGAAUGCUGGAGCAGACUCCGCACCAAACGCACGCGCGGAGACGCCGCUAGCAUAAUCAAACGGAUCAAAAGGAACAAAGUGUACGCAUCCAUAAUAAGGAACCUACGUAGGCAGAUGUGUACAUGGAGGGAUGAAGAAGGCACACACGAGAAAAUCACAAAAAGAGAAAAAAACUUCACUUUGGUGAGUAAUAGCCACUGUUUGGAGGAAGUCCAGCAAUUGCUUCUAUUUCAAGGACGGAAGAUAAUACACCUGGAUGAAGCUCAGCGAGGGGCAAGCGAAAUGGUCUAUCGGCCGAUGCAACCAAUUGAUCCUUAUCCAUAUGAGUACCCCCCCCUUUCGUGGAGAGAAGGAAGAUGCGUGAGCCCACUUCAAACGUCCCUACAGAUGAUGCGAGGGAACAUAAACACAGACAACUCGUUAACUCAGAGAAGACGAAUGCAUGAGCACUACUCAGUCGUCCGCUUAUGCGGAAGAAAUGUGAUGAGGAAGGGAAGGCGAGCAAAAUGGAGAAAGGACCGACUCGACAAUGUCAUUCAAUUUGUACGAUUCUUUAGGGAAGUGUCUCAAGUGAGAAGACCGAAAAAUGGGUCCCAUUCCGAACGAGACAGUGAUUCGAAGGAGCUCUCUCUCAACAAAAGAUGUGGCAGUCGCGAGGGGAACAGCUCCCCGAGCAGCCUAUCCUGUAGGACCAAUUGUAUAGCUACCCCCAUUGGAACCUCCCAUGGGGGGAGGUCGCCAUGGAUGCUGCCGCGACGAAUGACGAAAAACAGAAGGUGCACCAGUGAAUAG